AUGGCGUCAGACUCUGUUAAGCAAACGCCUAUCCACGGCGGAACGCUCAUCUCCGCCGCAUACGUAGAUAUCAAAGGCUUUUUCUCCGCCGUGAAACCAAGAAAAGCCUCAACUUUUGUAUACGCCUUCGUCAUAACCUUUGUUGCCUUCACCGUUUUCUUAUUCAUUACUCCUUCUCCCAUCACUGUCUCUCACUCCAUUCCUUCAUACAUUCUCCCUAAUGUCACUGUCUCCGUCAAUAACACCACAUUAUUUCCAGCACCCGCGCCGGAAAAUCUCACUUCGGCUACUAAAAACACAACCUUUGAGUCUCCCAUCAGUAAUAGAACAUAUUCACUUGCUAGAAACAAUGCUUCUCAGGCCCGGACCGAGCAUGCAAGGGAGAACAUGUUGUCUCCCGACAACAAGACUAAUGAUUCUGUUAAAAGUUCCGACAAAUAUGGAUACGCGGAAGCUCCUCUGUCUGAAAAUCUAACCGUCAAUUCCUCUGUUUUCAAGAGAAAACAGAGUAAAAAGUCGUGGAAGAGACGAGAGAUAAAGACUCUAAAGAACUGCGAUUUUUACGAGGGAGAGUGGGUCAAAGACGAUACGUAUCCGCUUUACAAACCCGAAACUGAAGUGGAAGCCAAAGAAAUGUACUUUACCAAGGAUUAUGAUUGCACUGUGGAGUUCUUUGCGUCACCUUUCUUGGUUCAAGAAUGGGAAGUUUCGGACAAGAACGGGACUAAGAAGGAGACUUUGAGGUUAGAUUUGGUUGGGAAGUCGUCUGAGCUUUACAAAGGAGCUGAUAUUCUUGUGUUCAAUACUGGACAUUGGUGGACUCAUGACAAAACUUCCAAAGGGGAGGAUUAUUAUCAAGAAGGAAGUAAUGUAUACUCAAAACUCGACGUUGAUGAAGCUUUUAGGAAAGCAUUAACUACUUGGAGUCGAUGGGUUGAUAAGAAUGUGAAUCCAAUGAAGUCUCUUGUGUUCUUUCGUGGAUAUUCCCCUUCACAUUUCAGUGGUGGGCAAUGGAAUGCAGGAGGAGCGUGUGAUGAUGAAACAGAACCGAUCAAGAACGAGACUUACCUAACGCCUUACCCUUCUAAAAUGUUAAUACUUGAAAAAGUUUUAAAGGGGAUGAAAACGCCGGUCACGUAUCUCAACAUCACGAGGUUAACAGAUUACAGAAAGGAUGCUCACCCGUCAGUUUAUAGGAAACAGAAACUAUCUGCAGAAGAAAGCAAAGCUCCAUUGUUGUACCAAGACUGUAGUCACUGGUGCCUCCCAGGUGUGCCUGAUUCUUGGAACGAGAUUCUCUAUGCUGAGAUGAUUGUAAAGCUAAACCAGCUUCGCGGUAAUAGAAGACGGAAACCUAAAGGUGUAUAG
This is a messenger RNA of Eruca vesicaria subsp. sativa (arugula), 1368 nucleotides long. The record is from the annotation of a GenBank genome assembly. Lineage: Eukaryota; Viridiplantae; Streptophyta; Magnoliopsida; Brassicales; Brassicaceae.